AUGUCCCUCGAGCCGUCGCUGAAAGGUCUCCUCCAGUCGAAGCUACAGUGGAUUUUCGUAGGCGGCAAAGGUGGGGUUGGCAAAACGACGACGUCCUGCUCGUUGGCGACCCUCUUCGCCUCCACCCCUGUGCACGACGUGCAGACGAACACCACUCGCCCGCGGCGGGUACUGCUAAUCUCCACCGACCCCGCGCACAAUCUUAGUGAUGCCUUCAACCAGAAGUUCGGCAAGAUACCGACACCAGUGCACGGCAUGGAGGCAACGCUUGCCGCGAUGGAGAUCGACCCCGCGAGCUUUACGCUCGGGGAGUUGGACAGUUUCCUUGGAGGUGAUGCUGCUGGUGCUGGGCAGGCGGCGUGCGGCGACAACACCGCGUCACCCAUCACGGCGCUGGGAAAGAUUCUGAAGGAGGCGGCGGGUACGCUUCCCGGUAUUGACGAGCUAACAGUUUUUGCGGAGAUUCUCCGUGGUGUGCAGCAGCUUCCCUAUGACGUUGUGAUCUUUGACACUGCACCAACGGGACAUACACUACGGCUCCUCGCCCUUCCGCAUACGCUGAACUCCACAAUGGACAAGUUGACAGCAGUCGAGGGCCUGGCGCCUUUGAUUCAGACAGCAGCAGGGUUCUUGUCGUCUUCGGGCACUGUGGCAGACGUUUCAGGGAUGAAAUCCGCCUUCGCCCAGUGGCGCGAAAACGUGCAGGAGGUACAGCGGCAGUUCACAGACGCCGAAAAGACGGCCUUUCUCUGUGUCUGCAUCCCCGAGUUUCUCAGCGUGUACGAGACGGAGCGUCUGGUGCAGGAGCUGAUGAAGUAUGACAUAAGCUGUGACAGCAUUGUUGUGAAUCAACUGGUGCUGAAGCCCUCAAGCGAACCCCCGUGCCGGAUGUGUGGGGCACGACAGAAGAUCCAGGCGAAGUAUUUGGCGCAGAUCGACGCCCUGUAUGAGGAUUUCCAUGUGGUUAAGAUGCCGCUGCUGAGCGACGAGGUGCGUGGUAUCAUUGCUUUACAGAGAUUUGCGCGGUUUUUGCUGGAGCCCUAUGAUGCCGACCGUCAUGGCUAUAUUGAGGUGUGCGGCGAGGAAACCUCGUAA
This is a messenger RNA of Trypanosoma grayi, 1095 nucleotides long. RefSeq names its product anion-transporting ATPase-like. Gene Ontology annotation, biological process: post-translational protein targeting to endoplasmic reticulum membrane. Bases 1 to 1095 code for a protein of 364 amino acids. The record is from RefSeq and is a predicted model, not a curated record. Gene Ontology annotation, molecular function: ATP hydrolysis activity; ATP binding. Gene Ontology annotation, cellular component: GET complex. NCBI's taxonomy places the organism in Eukaryota, Euglenozoa, Kinetoplastea, Trypanosomatida, Trypanosomatidae. The transcript has a single exon.